Molecule: messenger RNA, 6044 nt
Organism: Patiria miniata (bat star)
Lineage: Eukaryota; Metazoa; Echinodermata; Asteroidea; Valvatida; Asterinidae
Product: paired mesoderm homeobox protein 2B-like
Exons: 5
Coding region: 792-1829 (345 amino acids)
Biological process (GO): regulation of transcription by RNA polymerase II
Molecular function (GO): DNA-binding transcription factor activity, RNA polymerase II-specific; RNA polymerase II transcription regulatory region sequence-specific DNA binding
Source: RefSeq, a predicted model, not a curated record
CUCCCCCCUCACUGCCAGCCUCAAUCGCCCCAGUGAUGAUGUACGUCUGCAUAUAAGUGCAAUACCUUAAUCAGUGUGUAUGAUUUCGCCGUGAUUAAAACGCGCCCCUGCAAUUUUGCUAAGUGUAUUAAAUUGUGAUUACUUACUCAACCGCGUUCAAUGCGCUGGCAGGGCCCGCUCCGGACGCUCUUUAGUGGUUAGGGGAGGCGAUAUAGUACGGGACUCGCGGCCAACUGAUUGACUGAGUCAACUGGGGGAAACAGACAAGACUAAGAUAACGCACGUAUCUGGUUGGGGCUAGACACUCAAAGUUUCCCUAAGCGAUCGGCAUAAACAGGCGAUACCAGAGAAAUAAAAAAGCAGCAGCAUUUCAUUCAAGUUGACAAUUACAUUCCAUGUGGACAGUUGAUGAGCACCAGUCAGCAACACACUCACACAUAAUACACUCUGUCUAUCCCUUGUACACACACUCAUCUACCACGAGUCGGUUCUAUUCCAUCGAUGUUUUCAGUUAUCAAGUUAUAAGGCAUAAGUAGCCCGGACGCGCCCGGACGUUCAGCACUCGCUGACCUCUUUGUCAGACGUGUCACAACUCGGCACAGGAGAAAGGCGCAUCUCUCGCCUCAUCUUAUUAGAUCAUCGUAGUCACUCCAUCAUUCCAUCUCCCCCUGACUUCACUGUCUUUGCGUCUCUUCGUCCCCAAGCCGGGCUAACUCGCUGAAGAAGGAGAGGAAGAAGAAGAAGAAGACGACCACCAAGAAACAGAGGUCGAACUAUCUGUACCAUACAGGAUGGAUUACUCCUCGUAUUUGGGCCAAAACGCGUACGAGUCCUGCCUGAGUGGGGUAGAGGGCACCGGACUGGGCAUCCAGACCUCUUAUGGGGAGUUUGCUGGUGCCGUGAGCUCCCAGCCAAGUCAGGGUUACCCCUACAGCAGUCUACGCCCUUCGGUCAGCUAUGGUAGCGGUGCAGGUGGCAUGCCUGGUACAUGUAAUCUAGCCUCAAUGAUGGACCACCAGCAGGUCCCUCAAUGCUCCCCAUACUCAGGAGCCUACCGCAGCGGUCGUUCGCCGUCGUCCCAGCAGUAUGCCGGGGUUCCGUACAUGCACCGCAUUCUCCACGAGGGGGCGACCACCAACGGCCUGCAUGAGAAGCGGAAACAGAGGAGGAUUCGGACCACCUUCACCAGCGCGCAGCUCAAAGAACUGGAGAAGGCGUUCCAGGAGACCCACUACCCUGACAUCUACAAGAGAGAGGAGCUGGCGCUCAAGACCGACCUGACGGAGGCAAGAGUACAGGUAUGGUUUCAGAACCGAAGGGCUAAAUUCCGCAAGACGGAGCGAGCCAACACCGCUGCCGCCAAUGCAACAAACAACAACAACACUACUACAAACAACAGCAACCGCAACAGCAGCAACAGCAACGACAGCACAACCAACAGCACUACCAACGACACAACGGGUGGCACACAACAGGGUAACCACGGUAGCGGCCAGACGGGUGGGCAGACCACAGCGCAGACGGGGGUGAAGAGCGUAAGCGGCGCCACGCCCACCAAGAAGAGGAAAGGCGAUGAAGCCUCGCCGGUUAUCACCACAAACGGCAGUGUCUCCACCGCUGCACCCACAGGUUUAACCAGCACACCUAGCGGGGUCAGCACCACCACUCCCCUGACCACGCCCUGGACUGGCACCACGUCCACCACCCAGGCAAUCCACGGUCCCUACUCCACAAUCUUCCCGACUCUGCCUCAUGUAAGUCACGCUCAGAUCAAGUCCUCGCACAUGAAGGGACCGUCUCACCCCUCGCUAUUUCCCCUCAACUAUUGACUGCUCUCACCUGGAUCUGAUAGGCCGCAUUGAGGACACCUCCAAUAGAACACACGAAGGGACCGUUUCGCUUCUCGCUAUCCCCCUCAACUAUUGACUGCUCUCUUCUAGGUCAGAUAGGCCGCAUACGCGCACCGAGGACACCUCCGGAUAGAGCACACGAAGGGACCGUCCCACGCCUCGCUAUUCCCCUAAAACUAAUUGACUGCUAUCUUCCGGGUCUGAUAGGCCACAUUUAGGGCAACUCUACGUCAUACCGACAGGCAACCAAAACACUUAAGCAUCUUUUGCGGGUUAUCUUGCCUAUAUUAAACAGUUUGUGUCGACACUUUCAACCACUCAUAUUUAAAGAGAUAUGCAUGGAGUGCAGAAGAGAACAGUUAGCCGGAUGGAGGUAUCACGUGACCACAACAUCCAAUUCUGUGUAAACCGAAAGGACUACAUAGCCGCCAUCUUGUGUAUGAAGUCGAUAUAAGCCAUUUUGUGAAUGGCUGUUUUGGUACUGUAACAUCUCAUAGGCCUAAGCCCUUUCUAUCUUCAGAUAGCUCGUCUUCAUCUGCACUUCAAAUAGCGGUAAUAAAACAUGUUCUGUCAGUAGCGGACAAAAUCAUCGCUUUCAUCAACUCGGUGAUGGAAAAUAGGUCUGGAGCCCAGACAUUUCUUUACCCUGCGUGUAUCAACAUGCGGUAACUUGUGGUGUGCAGGACGAGUAUACUGUACAGAGGAGGGUGACGCAAUUAAACGUCGAUUUUAUCUACCUUCAAUAGUUAUUUUGUAUAAAUAGAGGUAAAUACUUUGUGCAAUGUUACCAUUUAAAAACAAUCCAGGUUGUUCCGUUUUACUUUAUUAUGUUUUAAGUUAACACUCACACAAACUUGCCAAAAAAGUACUUAUUUGUUUCAAACAGUGCCAAAAAUGUGAAAUAUCUAUAGGAACUUAGAAAAUGUGUACCUCGUAGUUAGAUUCAUGUUUCGUUUGAUAUGAUGCGAUUCAGUUCACGCAAACUGCACUCUUUCUUGCAUACAGAUACAAAUUUUCAGCACUUCAUGUGGUAUAGCCGUUUAAAAAAAAGAAGUACACUAAAUAUGGGUAAACAAAAAUAUCCAAAGUCAUUGGGAAAAAAGUCUUUUUAGUUCGAAUUGAAAAAUCAGCAACUUGAAAUUUUGAUUUGCUUUUUUUGUUUUGGGUUUUUAGCUAAGUGUUUGCUAAGAAAAUUAAGCUUUUAGAUUUGUUAUUUAUCAUUUUCAUUAUGAGGUCAAUGAUAUAUGAUGACAGUCUAUGGCCUGGUACUGUGAUGUAUAAACAGUGCGAAAAGUCCUUAUGAUUUAUAUCAAAAUUUUAUUUUAUCAAAAUUUAUAUCAACUUAAUCGUUGAAAAGCCAUAGUAAAUCUAUUCGCUAUGGAUAAUCGCACUACUUGCCAAAAUUGCUGAAGCUUUAUCCCCCACAGUAGGGGAGUCACGUGAUAUUACGUUGUAAUGUCUAGCCAAUCGGCUUCUCUGUACAGAAACAUUUGAUGGAGCGAACCGUGUAAAGAAAGUCUCCAGAGGGAUACUGAAAUCGACAAUGCAAAAAUGAUCGACUGUAAUUGACAACAAGGUUUUUCCAAAGUACGUAUAGGAUCUGACACUCGCUCAACUUUCAUUUUACUUUGACGUAAGGUGUUUCGGGAGAAACAUCAUUUUAAAAACCAGAGGUUUCUUGUUAUUCCAGAAUUGCCAUAGACUUUUUCAGAGAGUGUUUUGGAAAGUGGUUAUGUCAUCCCCCGGCCUCGGAGUCUUCACACUGCCCGCGGUGCUCCAACCGGCCCGAUCAGAUUGACAUAUAAUGAAUUUUAAUUGGACAGUUCAUUCAACUCGCUUUGAAACUACACCUUUAAUCCUCGGGCGUCCAAGACCCUACGGCGCAGCACUUUAGCCGCUGAUUAAAAAAAAAUACAAGUGGCAACGACCGAGGAAUCAUGGCUGUUGUCUCAACUCCGCUUUGAUAUAUCCUGCCAUUUUUCUUUUCACUGGAUAUCGGGCUUUGUUGAUUUUAUUUAUCGAAAUUUGCUUGUAAUUUUUCAUGAUAGUUUUAAUAACCUUUGACAACGCGAGUGUGGUUGACGAAAUAUGACCAAAAAAUAUGAAAAAGAUAUUUGUUUUCCGACCGUUUAUACAAGAAUAACAAUACAUUGCAAAAUAGAUGGAGUGUGUACAUUGCACCAUUGCAUCAAUGGUGAAAGUUUCUUUUUCCGUGGUAUUAUGGAAGAUAUAGUCGAUCGGCAGUGUGAAUUUCUGUAACCUACUCAUAUGUUUUUUAUAAAAUGACUGCAAGAAGUUAACAAGUUCGAAAGUAUACGGCGUAAGGUUCUGGCCUCAAUGCACAUGCAUGGGUGGGUUGUAGUAAAGUUUUCACCAGACGCAGCCUUUACAUGAAAUUCAUAGGCAAUUGAAAUAUGGGUACACUAACCAAAAUGAAGUCCUUAGGCUAAUGGAUUAAUUUCAAGUGGUAUUUUCAUAUUUAUCAGGGAUUUUUUGUUGUUGUCUAGGGAGAUGACAACCAUAUCGGAUGUUGGAGUCAAUUUAGCUUAAAAUGGACCUUGGGGAUACGCAGUGUAUCGGAUGAUGAUCGCUGCUGAGUGAUAUCAGAUCCUGUGUUGUUUAAGAGAGUUGCACUUGGGCACUGAUACUUUUCACUUUAGGGUGAGAGGGUGCCAUUCAAUUUCACCUUUUUGUGGCCUACCUUUGUAUUUUAUGUUUUGAUAUAAUCUGCUUCUUAUACAUGGACAUUUACUGUAAAACAAUCUAUAGCACUGCAUAAUUUACACCCAUGGACAAGUCUUUUGCUGAGUGAGACCGUCAAAUUGAGCUAGUUCAGCAUGCUCAUCACGACAGUCGUACCACAUCCACAGCUGUAUCACAUGCCCGCGUUUUACACACCGACCCGUACAAAUGAGUAUUCAUUGAUACGGCAGAUUUGUAUCGCACGACUCGAGUAUAUUAGGAAUCUUUAAAGAAGGAGUUUAUCAUUCUGAUGUAAUGAACAAACUGUCCAGCGGCGAUUUUCUCGCUGAGUGUAUGCAAUCCCCGUAACCCAACACGCCGAGCUAGCCUUCGCGCCAUUAUCGUCCCGGCACAAUGAGACAUUGAACCGGCCCGUGUCGACUGCCAAUAUGCAGACGAUACGAGACUCCGUGUGUUAUUUUGCUCCUUCUUCGUGCGAUUUUCCCGCCAAAAUGUAUCCACCGGCGAUUUGUGUAUUUUUCCUGCCAUGGAGACCGAAAAUUGCCGAGACACGCAGUCAAUUGAUCCACUGACUUAAGGGCUAGUAAAUUAAGGUAAUGAAGUUUGGCGGUGAUGAGCCGCUAAAUUGCCGGCGGGGGGAACAUUGUACAUUUAUUUCAUUUGAUUUCCAUGUUCAUUUUCUGCACCUUUUUCUACACUCGCAGUUUAUUAAUAAUAAUACAACUAAGAAAAAAGCUCGGGGACAUUACGUGCAAUGUGAAGUAUGAUUAAGUGAUUUUGAUGCGAUGUUAUUCAUUUUACUAAAACAGAAGCCACGGGUUAUUUCAGGGGUAAAAUGGCCGCAUUAGGCCUAUAUGACAUUCAAAAGUUGAUGUAAAUAUCAAAAUGAGCUUUAGGAUUUUUUUUUUAUUUUGUUGAAAAAAUAAAUAUUAUCUAAAACAAAUAUUGUGGGCCAUGUGUAGGUUUAUUGAUUAAUGUAAAACGGAACUACUUUUGCUGAGUGCACAUUGUGUUGGCCCAUGGUAAGUCUAGAAAGAUGGAAAAUGUAUCACGUGAUGAGACAAAACAUCAACCAGAGUGUUCCGGAUUUCUCUGUGCAAUGGGUCAAUGAUUAGUAACUACAUUCGAUACAUGGGGACAUUGUAAAGAUUUUUCGUCUGCACCAAAUAUUUGUUAACUUUUAUAACUCCAAACUUGUUCCGAAUUUUGUGUUUAUCGCCAUACAAUAGUGUGGCAAAUACAGUUAUUGUGUGCUUAACCCAUCCACUGCAUUAUUUGUAUAUAAUUCGUACGUUUGAGGGUUAAUUAAAAAAACGUGUACCAUAGGAUGAUGUAUAAUUAGACUGGUUGAAGUUUGUGCUGAUGGAUCUGACAAUUUUUGCAGAUUUUAGAGAUGUUUUAAAAGUUCUGUUCAUUUUGGGUCAAAUUGCAAGACGAUGUGACAUAAUUUAUGUGAUUGAUUAAAAACCAACAAUGCAUUCGUGCAAUUGG